This is a messenger RNA of Alosa alosa (allis shad), 571 nucleotides long. RefSeq names its product hemoglobin subunit alpha-like. Gene Ontology annotation, biological process: hydrogen peroxide catabolic process; oxygen transport. Gene Ontology annotation, cellular component: blood microparticle; hemoglobin complex; haptoglobin-hemoglobin complex. Gene Ontology annotation, molecular function: oxygen binding; heme binding; iron ion binding. NCBI's taxonomy places the organism in Eukaryota, Metazoa, Chordata, Actinopteri, Clupeiformes, Clupeidae. The record is from RefSeq and is a predicted model, not a curated record. Bases 58 to 489 code for a protein of 143 amino acids. The transcript is spliced from 3 exons.
GUAGCAUCUUUUUUCUGAGUCAUUCUAUACCUCAAGGAAAGAUCCUAAAGCGCAAACAUGAGUCUCACAGCAAAGGACAAGGCCGCAGUGAAGGCUAUUUGGGGAAAGAUCGGCAGCAGGGCUGAUGAAAUCGGAGCCGAAGCCCUUGGCAGGAUGCUGGUUGUCUACCCACAGACUAAGACCUACUUUUCCCACUGGGCUGACGUGAGCCCUGGGUCUGCACCGGUGAAGAAGCACGGAAAGACCAUAAUGGGAGCUGUCGGUGAAGCCGUCGGUAUGAUGGACGACCUGGUUGGAGGUCUCGCAUCUCUCAGCGAACUGCAUGCUUUCAAGCUGCGGAUUGACCCUGCCAAUUUCAAGAUCUUGGCUCACUGCCUCAUCGUUGUCAUUGGCAUGCUGUUCCCCGCAGAAUUCACCCCUGAUGCUCAGGUGUCUGUGGACAAAUUCUUCCAGAACUUGGCUCUUGCUCUGGCUGAGAAGUACCGUUAAAUUGCGGUGAUGUCCGCACAAAUGUGUACGAUUCUUUCUCUGACCACACGAGAGUGAAAUAAAUAUUAAAUCAACAAAAGUA